Emericellopsis cladophorae is the source of this 972-nucleotide messenger RNA. RefSeq names its product ribose-phosphate pyrophosphokinase 2. NCBI's taxonomy places the organism in Eukaryota, Fungi, Ascomycota, Sordariomycetes, Hypocreales, Bionectriaceae. Gene Ontology annotation, molecular function: ribose phosphate diphosphokinase activity; magnesium ion binding. The coding region runs from base 1 to 972 and encodes 323 amino acids. The transcript is spliced from 4 exons. The record is from RefSeq and is a predicted model, not a curated record. Gene Ontology annotation, cellular component: ribose phosphate diphosphokinase complex; cytoplasm. Gene Ontology annotation, biological process: 5-phosphoribose 1-diphosphate biosynthetic process; ribonucleoside monophosphate biosynthetic process; purine nucleotide biosynthetic process.
AUGUUGGACCAAAUGGCAAACGAAAUCAAGCUGCUGUCGGGCACGUCUCACCCGGAUCUCAGCGCGCAGGUCGCCAGUCGGCUCGGCAUUGAAGUCGCAAACACCCUGAGUCUUCACUACUCCAACCAGGAGACCAGCGUCUCCAUUGGCGAGUCCGUCCGUGACGAGGAUGUUUUCAUCCUGCAGUCCACGGCCCCCGGCGAUGUCAACGAUGGCCUCAUGGAGCUCCUCAUCAUGAUCCACGCCUGCCGCACCGCCUCGGCUCGUCGCAUCACGGCUGUGAUCCCCAACUUUCCCUAUGCCCGACAAGACAAGAAGGACAAGUCGCGCGCACCCAUUAGCGCCAAGCUCAUUGCCAACAUGCUCCAGGUGUCUGGCUGCAACCACGUUAUCACCAUGGACCUCCAUGCGUCGCAAAUCCAGGGCUUCUUCAACGUCCCUGUCGACAACCUCUAUGCGGAGCCCUCCGUGUUGCGCUGGAUCCGCGAGAACCUCGACUCGCAGAACUGCGUCAUCGUCUCGCCUGACGCCGGUGGUGCCAAGCGCGCAACCUCCAUCGCUGAUCGUCUAGAGACUGCCUUUGCUCUCAUCCACAAAGAGCGCCCCCGUCCCAACGAGGUAGGCCGCAUGGUCCUUGUCGGUGAUGUCCAGGACAAGGUGGCCAUAUUGGUGGACGACAUGGCCGACACGUGUGGUACCCUGGCCAAGGCCGCGCAGACAGUCAGCGACCACGGCGCCAGGGAAGUUUGGGCGAUCGUCACGCACGGUAUUCUCAGUGGUAAGGCCAUUGACACUAUCAAUGCUUCCGUUCUGUCCGGGUUGGUUGUAACCAACACUGUUCCUCUUGGUGACAAGACGGAGCGAUGCCCGAAACUCAAGGUGAUGGAUGUCUCCGGGACGCUAGCCGAGGCCAUUCGCCGCACACACAACGGCGAGUCUGUGUCGUACCUCUUUACCAAUGUCCCUCACUAG